Molecule: messenger RNA, 1260 nt
Organism: Cimex lectularius (bed bug)
Lineage: Eukaryota; Metazoa; Arthropoda; Insecta; Hemiptera; Cimicidae
Product: lipase member I-like
Exons: 7
Coding region: 69-1160 (363 amino acids)
Biological process (GO): lipid metabolic process
Molecular function (GO): lipase activity
Source: RefSeq, a predicted model, not a curated record
CGACUGGACAUCCAUUGGAGUACAGUGUCAAAUUUGCCAUACAAAGGUAUUGAACAAAUUAAAAAAAAAUGUUUUUUGAAAAACACUCAGUACUUUUGUUCAUGUGUGUCACCAAAGUUUUUGGCCUAGGAGGAAUCCUCGAAUGGAAACCGUCUACAAACAAAGAAGUCAGCUUCGACAACCAAAAGUGGACUGUCGUCAGGGACAAAUUUGGCAAAUCGCAUGUGGUCUUCUUACAACUACCGACCAAAAUGGCAAAAUUUCAAAGUCUUUAUAAGGUCAAUGCUGAAAAUGAGGAUUCCGUCAAUUUCUACUUAUAUAACAGGGAUAUGAAGAAUGUUGGGCUCCCACUUAAAAUAGGAAAUUUUGAUACCAUUCUAAAAAUAAAAUGGAAACCUGAAAAGCCUCUAAAAAUUAUAGUCCAUGGAUAUAAAGUAGAUUAUCUAUCUGAAGGCAUACAGAAAAUGAAAAAUAAUAUUUUAGACCGCGAGGAUGCGAAUAUUAUUUUGGUUGAUUGGCAGGCGAAGGCGAGCAGCAGCUACUAUCCGAAUGCUGCCGCAUGUACAAAAGACAUAGGAGAAGAUUUGGCCAAAUUUAUUGAAUUCCUCGUCCGGACCAAAGUGAGUUUAGAAAACGUACACUUGAUAGGGCACAGCCUCGGUGCUCACGUUUGCGGUUUUGCUGGACUGAUGCUCAAAAAGAAAUUAGGCCUCGUCGGAAGAAUCACAGGCUUGGACCCAGCCCUGCCAAAUUUCGGAGUGGCCGGAAAUGAUGGAAGGCUUGAUAGUAGCGACGCGGAAUUCGUCGAUUGUAUUCACACCUGCGGUGGACUGUGGGGCGUCUUAGAACCAAUCUGCACAUCAGACUUUUACCCGAAUGGAGGCCGAGUAGUACAGCCAGGAUGCCACUGGUACGACUUUGGUGGUUGCAGCCAUUCUAGAGCACAUGAACUGUUCACUGAAUCAUUUAUCACCGACCAUGAAUUCUCAGCUUACACCUGUCCAAGUUUAGCAGAUGCGUUCGUCGUCAAAUGUGUGAACGAAGGAGCGCUAAUGGGCUAUCCAGCAUCAAAAAAUUGGAAAGGAAUCUUCUAUUUGGAAACAAACGGUGCUUUCCCUUUUUCAGCAAAUCAGACAAAUCAUACAACGACAGUUUCCUAAAUUUCUCAAACAACACAGCUGAACAUGUGAUAAUUAUUUAUUUUUUGAUAAAUUUUGUAAUACAUUGUAAAACGAAAUAUAUACAGUUUUUAAUUUUUAA